CACUACUCAAACCUAAAUAGACAUGCCCAAAGCACACAAUCUAUCUUGGAUUUUAGGAAUGGCUCUAAUGUUGAUCAACAUUGUAUAUGUUUAGGUUAAGUCAUCUUAGAAGUCAUACAUGAUUAUAAUAAGUGUAAAAGACUGAUGGAGUAUCUACAUCAAAUAAAAUGUUCUCAUUACUAAAAUGUUCUACUCCAUAGUCCAUACAAGAUCCAUUUCUCACUAACAAAAGCUAUUAACCGAUGAUUUUCCUUGUUUGAUGCGUUAUUUUUUUUUUUUUUUUUCUUCUCAUUUUUAGUUGGUUACUUAUCUUAUGUUUUUUGACAAGAUAUAUAUUAUCAUGAGCUUUGACAUAAUACAGACAAUUAUGUACUUCAUAACACACAACAAGAGAAUCUCGACCUCUAUUUCUCCUAAUUUAAAAAAUUGAUUCAAAAAUGUACUUACAUAUUAAAAUAAAUGUCAAUUUAAUUGGUUAACAUAUAAAUUAAUACGGCUCUCCCUGAACCAAACAAAAAUAUGUACAUGUAUAUUAUUCCACAAAUACUUCAUGAUAUCUGUCAAAAAGAAAAUGCUUGAUGAAAUUUUUUUUUUUUAAAAAAAAUAAUACUAAACUUGUUUUACAGAUUAAACUCAAGAAUAAUUACAACUCACAAACAAAACAAAACAAAACAAAACAACUCAGAUGCUAUAAAUUAUAAAACCUCAUUUCGAGAAACAAACAAACAAAAAAUAGGAUAGAAUCACAAAAUCAACAUAUUCAUUUCUCUUGUGAUUUGUGAACCUUCUAUAUUAAUUAAGCCAAAUAUCUUUUAUUUCUUCAUAUGAUUGGUUCACUGUCUGUCAUUCUUUCCUAUAUAGCGUACAAAGCUGUCAACUCACUGAGUAAUUUUCCAUAAAUAUUCCCAGAUCAAGACAAAUCCGUCAGUUUUAUUUCCAUUAAGUUACAAAUCACAAUCGAAGUUCUCUCCCUUUUGACUUUCUAAAUACAAUUCUUUAACAUCUUUUCAAUCAAAUCCAAUAUUCUAAGUAUUAUCAAUCAACCCCAUUUCAAAUCAUACAAUAUAAAUAAAUGGGUUUGGAAAGGGAAGAAGAAGAACCCACAAAAAUGUCAAAAUUAAGGUAUAAUUCUCCUUUAAUUCAAGUAAUAUUAAUAGGUUUAGUAUGUUUUUGUGGCCCAGGUAUGUUCAAUGCAUUAUCUGGUAUGGGGGGUGGUGGUCAGGUUGAUCAUACAGCAGCAAACAAUGCUAAUACAGCUUUAUACACUACAUUUGCAGUAUUUGGGAUUUUGGGUGGUGGAAUUUACAAUAUAUUAGGGCCUAGAUUGACCUUGCUGGCCGGGUCUUCGACGUAUGUGCUGUACGCAGGCUCGUUUGUGAACUAUAAUCACCACCAUUCGCAGGGUUUUGUGAUUACUGCAGGUGCACUUUUGGGUGUGGGUGCUGGUUUGUUAUGGGCUGGUCAAGGAGCUAUCAUGACUUCAUAUCCUACAACUAAGAGAAAAGGGAGUUAUAUUAGUAUGUUUUGGAGUAUAUUUAAUAUGGGGGGAGUUAUAGGUGGGUUGAUUCCAUUUAUAUUGAAUUAUAAUAGGGCUGAGGCUAGUUCUGUUAAUGAUGGGACUUAUAUUGGAUUUAUGUGUUUUAUGGGUGUUGGUGUACUUCUUUCUUUGUGUAUUUUGCCACCUAAUGAGGUGAUUAGGGAUGAUGGGAGUGUGUGUACUCAUAUUAAGUACUCGAAUGUAACAACUGAAGUCGUCGAGAUUUUGAAGUUGUUCUUGAAUUGGAAGAUGUUAUUGAUUGUGCCAACUGCUUGGGGGAGCAAUUUUUUCUAUACUUAUCAGUUUAAUAAUGUGAAUGGGGAGUUGUUUAAUUUGAGGACUAGGGGGCUUAAUAACGUGUUUUAUUGGGGGGCUCAGAUGUUGGGGUCUAUUGGGAUAGGAUACUUGAUGGAUUUCAGCUUUCAGAGUAGGAGGAAAAGGGGAUAUUUGGGGAUUAUGGUUGUUGCUUUGCUUGGAACUGCAAUCUGGGGAGGGGGUCUAGCCAAUCAGUUGAGGUACUCAAGGAAUAAUGUUCCUGAGAAGUUGGAUUUUAAGGAUUCGGGUGCUGCUUAUGCCGGUCCCUUCUUGUUAUAUUUUAGCUUUGGCUUGUUGGAUGCCAUGUUCCAAAGCAUGGUUUACUGGGUUAUCGGUGCUCUGGCAGAUGAUCCUGAGACACUUAGCAGGUACAGCGGCUUCUACAAGGGAGUGCAGAGUGCAGGGGCAGCAGUUGCUUGGCAAAUUGAUGUACACAGUGUCUCGUACCUGAACCAGUUGAUUGUGAACUGGGUAUUGACUACAGUCAGUUAUCCCCUCCUGCUUCUACUAAUAAUGUUUGGAGUGAAGGAUGAAAGUGUAAAUAGAGAACAAUUCUUAGAAGAUAAGAAUGAUAGGCUAAGCAGUUUGUCUUGAUGUUUAUGCUUCCUCUUGACCUUCAGCUUUUCGUGCUAUAUUGUUAUAGUCAUAAUGAAGAAAUGAUGUAAGUUUAGGAAGUAAGUGCACUCCUAGAUGGAGGCAGGUUUCACAUCAAAAAUCAGUAUGCCUAGGACAUGUGCUGACUCGUGUCUGACUUAUAUAUCUGUUAUAUACUUAUAGUGUCAAAUUGUUAAUCAACUUAAUGAAAUAAUGUGUUUAUAAAAAGAUAAACAGUAUUAUUUUUAUCGA
Chenopodium quinoa (quinoa) is the source of this 2698-nucleotide messenger RNA. Its product is annotated as UNC93-like protein 1. NCBI's taxonomy places the organism in Eukaryota, Viridiplantae, Streptophyta, Magnoliopsida, Caryophyllales, Amaranthaceae. The transcript is spliced from 2 exons. The record is from RefSeq and is a predicted model, not a curated record. Bases 1073 to 2446 code for a protein of 457 amino acids.